Molecule: messenger RNA, 486 nt
Organism: Nerophis lumbriciformis (worm pipefish)
Lineage: Eukaryota; Metazoa; Chordata; Actinopteri; Syngnathiformes; Syngnathidae
Source: RefSeq, a predicted model, not a curated record
AUGGCAGCGAACGGUAGCAACGCGGGUUCCAAAUCCGCUAAUAGUGGUGGGGCGAAACAGUCCGGACCCUCCGCCGAACAGGUGGUGGCAACAUUUCAGAGGAUGCGUCAGGAACAGCGCAGUAUGUCCUCCAAAGCAGCCGAGUUAGAGAUGGAAUCCAAUGAACACAGCCUCGUCAUCGACACCCUGAAGGACGUGGAUCCGUCCCGCAAAUGCUUCCGUCUGGUGGGCGGCGUUUUGGUGGAGAGGACGGUGAAAGAAGUUCUGCCGGCGUUGCAAACCAACAAGGAGCAGAUCGCCAAGAUCAUCGAGUCCCUCAACACCAAGAUGCAAGAAAAGGGGCGGGAACUCACCGAGUACAGAGAACGGUACAACAUUCGGCUGGUGGGCGAAGGCGAGGGAGACGCGCAAGGCCAGCCCGCGCCAUCCCCCAAAGACGGCGAAGGCGGCAACCAUAAAAGCGGAGCUGGGGUUUUGGUGUCGUAG